Rhizopus microsporus ATCC 52813 is the source of this 1305-nucleotide messenger RNA. Its product is annotated as peptidase S28. The record is from RefSeq and is a predicted model, not a curated record. The transcript has 5 exons. Gene Ontology annotation, molecular function: serine-type exopeptidase activity; dipeptidyl-peptidase activity. Gene Ontology annotation, biological process: proteolysis. Bases 1 to 1305 code for a protein of 434 amino acids. NCBI's taxonomy places the organism in Eukaryota, Fungi, Mucoromycota, Mucoromycetes, Mucorales, Rhizopodaceae.
AUGUUAGACUCUACUUUUAAAAAUGACACAAAACUUCCCGAGAAAUAUGGUCCAUUCUAUUUUGACCAACCCGUUGACCAUUUUUCGAAAAACUGUUCAACCUUCAAGCAUAGGUAUUGGGCUAAUACAGAAUGGUAUCAACCUGGUGGUCCUGUCAUAAUAUAUAAUGCUGGAGAGACAGCAGCCGAUGAGCGAUCAUUUUAUGUAACCAACUCUUCCAUGGCUGAGCUUGCCAAAAGAUUACAAGGCAUUAUUGUUGUUAUGGAGCACCGAUUCUACGGCCUUUCAUUACCUAGUUCGGAGCUUACAGCCAAAACCUUGGGAACAUUAACUACGGCCCAAGCACUUGAAGACAUUGCUUCUUUCAUCAGAGAACUGAAGAUUCCCAACUUUGAUAUAGACCUCCCUCCUGCUCCCGAAACAAAAUACAUUGUCUACGGAGGUAGUUACAGCGGUAACCUAGCUGCCUGGAUGCGUUUGAAGUAUCCCGAUAUUGUAUUUGCUGCUGUACCUUCUUCUGCUCCAGUAGAAAUGAGAUUCAACUAUUACGAUUACUUUGAACCUAUCCGCAAAUAUGGACCCAAGCAUUGCGUGGAUGCUAUCCAAUCGGUCGUCCUCUUUAUCGAUCACAUUCUAUUCAGUCCUUUUGGGAAGGCAAAAACUAACUUGAAAAGAAGAUUUGGAGCUGAAGACUUGAAGCAUGAUGAUGACUUUGCAGAGCUCUUGUCAUCUCCCUUAGGUCUGUGGCAAGCAAUGACACCAGAAUCCAAUCCUUUUGAAGAAAAAUUCUGCUCUAUCUUUGAAGGACAAUCAACUUUGCAGGAAUACGUUGAUGCGUAUGGAGGCUACAUUAAGCGUCUUAUAAAGCGUUCGUGCGAUGAAGAAGACGUUAACCAAUGUUUUGAUAGCCAUGAUCCUCGUUCGGCUUUUUAUGCAGAUAUCGCGCCUGACUCAAAGGCAUGGAUGUGGCAGAUUUGUACAGAAUACGCGUACUGGCAAACUGCUUCGCCUAUCUGGAGACCCACUCUUGUCUCUCGCAAGCUCAAUGCAAAUUGGUACCAACGUCAGUGUCCAUUACUAUUUGGCGAACAUGCUGUGCCCAGACUGCCCCAAUGGCAUCAAAUUAAUCAAGAAUACAAAGGCUGGCGCAUCAGCUUGGAUCGUGUGUAUUGGCUUGACGGUGAAUGGGAUCCUUGGAGAACAUUGAGUGUUCAAAGCGAUGAUGCACCUGAUCGUACCAGCUGGGAAGAAGAUGCUUAUUACACCGUUUUGCCAAAAUCUGUUCAUCAUUGGGUAAACAAAUGA